Paramecium primaurelia is the source of this 3863-nucleotide messenger RNA. The record is from the annotation of a GenBank genome assembly. Lineage: Eukaryota; Ciliophora; Oligohymenophorea; Peniculida; Parameciidae.
AUGAUCGUUCUUUUAUUUGUUACUUUUAAACUAAUAUAAUCAUGUAAAUCGCUUUUUAAUUAAUUAGGUGAAUAUCAUUGUGAAACUUGUGAUACUAAUUAAGAUUUUUGUUCUAGUUGUCCCUCGACAAGAAAUUUGAAGAUUGUUGUUGAAAAAGGAGCCAACGUAAACGUAUGUCAUUGUAAACAAAAUUUUGUGGAUAUAGGAGGAUAAGAGUGUUUGUGUAAUUUAUAAAAACAAAAUUAGAAUGCCCUUCUAAUUGUGUAGAUUGUGAUCCAAAUGAUCCAUCUAAAUGUAUUAGUUGUGGAAAUGAAGAGCUUACUUAUAGAGUUUUAGGCAGUAAUUAAACAUGUAUAUGCAAAGAAGGGUAUAUUGAAGUGUGGUAUACAUAUAAUUGUUAAAGUAUUUUUGGUUAUUCUAUUUAGACAUAUAAUUCAAAUAAUAAAUUCUUCAAUUUUAAUAUAUAUUAUCAUUAGAAUAAUAUGUAAAUGGAUUAUAAAACAAAUACUCAUACUCUUAAAUUACAAUUUAAGGACUAGAUUAUAUGAUUGAGAGAGGAAUAGUAAAUGAUGGCAUUAAUUAAUUUUAAUUAAUUUCAAAAUUAGAAUCAAACAAAAUUAUUAGUACAACAACACCAUAUCCACAGGGACAAGCUUAUAUGUAAAAAUUUGAUAAUUUGUUUGCUUUUGGAAUUAUGCUCAAUCAUGAAUCAACUAUGAUCUGGGCUGCUAAUGUUAAUUACAUAAAUUACAAUUAAUAUUCAGGAAUUAGAAUAUUAAAUUAAAGUAUAUGGGAAUUUGUAAUUUUUCAAUUCCUAUUAUAAAAAUAUGAAGGAAAUGUUUUUUUAUAGAUUGCAUUGUUAGAAAAUAAUAAUAUCAAAAAUGAAAAACAAAAUCGUUUGUUAGAAAUAAAAGAAGGAAAAAUGGCAUUAUGUUAUUAUCUAGCAUAUGAGCUUAAUAAUUUCUUAUUAGAAUCCUAGUUAGAUGAAAUAAUAAAUGAUAUAUUGUAUAUUUUAUUGUAGAGACCAUCUAAUAGUUUAGAUUACUUUUAUAAUGGAUAAGAACUUAUAAUAUAGAAAUGUUAGCCUAAUUAUAUUUUGAAAAAUAAAGAAUGCUAAUGUGACAAUGAAAAUGGAUAUUAUAUAUAUAAUAACAUUUGUUAAUUGUAAUGCCCUGAUGAUUGCAUAACUUGUACUAAAGAAGUAUGUCUCUUGGCAGAUCAUUCUAUUAGAUGCUAGGAAAAUUAUUAUUUAGAUAUUCAAAAGAAUAUUUGUUUAUAAUGUUAUUAAACAUGCCAAACUUGUAAUAAUGAGAAAGAAUGUACAAAAUGUAAAAAUUAAUUCAUUCUCAGUAAUAGCUUAUGUUUGACCUGUUAAGAAUUUUAGUAAUAGUACAAAUGUGAUUAAUAUGAUUAGAAUUGUUUAUGUUUAAAAUGCAUGGAUGGAUAUUAACUAGAUGAAUUUUAUUAAUGUAUUGAAUGUUCAUAAAAUUGUAAAUCCUGUCAUUUACAAGAUCAAUGUAAUAUUUGUAAAGAUGGUUAUUACUUAAGUGAUAAUUAAUGUUUUUAAUGUAAUGAGAACUGCAUUCUGUGUUAAGAUUUGAAUUAUUGUAUAAAAUCUCAGAAAGGAUAUUAUAUCGAAAAUGGGAUUGCAUUAAAAUGUAUUAACAAUUGUCUAGAUUUCUUGAAUGAAUGUUAAUGUCAAGAUUGUUUUGAUAAAUAAUAUAGAAAUGAUAUUGAUUUAUUUUGUUAUCCAUGUCCUGUUGAUUGUUAAACAUGUGUAAAUUAAUAAACUUGCAUUAAUUGUGUUUCCAAUUCAUUUUAUCUGGAUAAUUCUGAAUGCAAAGAGUGCUAAUUUCCUUGCUUAACUUGUUUAAGUUAAACUAAAUGUCUCUCUUGUAUAGAUGAAUAACAUUAUUAUAUUAAAGAACAUCAAAAUUGUGCUUAGUGUCCAACACCAUGUAAGACUUGCUAUUAUAAUGAGAAUCCAUUAUGCACUAGUUGCUUACAAAAUCAUUAUUUAUUAAAUUAAUAAUGCUAUGGUAUUAUAAAUAUUCUAAUUUAUAGAAUGUCCGCUAUAUUGUAAAGAUGCAUGUAUUUUUGAUACUAUAAAAAAUUUCAUUUAAUGUGAGUAAUGUUAAAAAGGAUUUUAUCCCACAUAUAUAAACAUCCCAUUUGAAUGUAAAAGAUGUAAAGAAUAUUGUACAAUUUGUAUUAAUGAAGAAUCAUGUUUGGAAUGUUCAUUAGGGUAUAUUUUAAACAAUGGGAAAUGUCAAAGUUGUAGCUAACUUUAUUAAAACUAAUGCAUAAGUUGCAAUAAUUAGUUUUGUUUAUAAUGUUAGAAUGGAUAUAAAUUAAAUAAUGGGAAUUGUAUCGAAGAUAAAAUAAUUGAAGUCCCUAUUUGUCUUGUAAAUAAAUAGUAUUAUAAUACCAUAAGCAAUUCUUGUGACUCUUGCAUAUAGAAUUGUAUAAUUUGUAAAGAAUAAUAAACAUGUAUCAAAUGUGAAGAAACAUAUUAUGAGAAAUCAGAAAUUUGUAUUUAGUGUAAGUUUCCUUGUAAUACUUGUUUGAAUGAUUAAUUUUGUUUAACGAUCUCUAAUCAAUUAUAUUAUAUUGAUAAUAGAAUUACAGAAUUAAAUCAAAUUAAUAGUUUCAGAUGUAAAUCUCCUUGUAAUAAGUGCUAUUCAAAUGAAGAAUGUAUUGAUUGUAUAGAUGGAUUCUAUUUUGAAAAUAAUAAUAAAUGUCUUUAAUGUGAUUCUAUGUGUAAAACAUGUAAAAAUAUGAGUACUUUUUGUACUUCAUGCAAUUUAGGAUUUUUAUUAUUAAAUGGCGUAUGUUAUCAAUGCUUAGAUUAAAAUUGUUAAAAUUGCAAUCAAUUUUGUUAAUCAUGUAAUCACUUUAAGGAUGAUCUUUACAAAUGUUAAUCUUGUUUAAUAGGAUAUUAUUUAAUAAAUUAAGAAUGUCAUCAAUGCAAUUCUAUAUGUUAAUCUUGCUCAUAAUCAAGUAAUCAAUGUUCCUCUUGUUUUGAGGGAUACUUUUUAACAUCAGAAAUGAAAUGUGAAAAAUGUAAUUUAGGAUGCAAGUCAUGUUAAGUUUAAACAAAAAGUUGUAUUCUUUGUGAAGAUGGAUAUUAUUUAUCUGAGAUAAGUGAUUUUGUAUAUCAAUGUAUAAAAUGUGAGCAGGGAUGCAAAUAAUGUUAAGAAGAUGUAUGUUUAGUUUGUACUGAUUAUUACUAUUUAACAGAAGAGAGAAAGUGUUAAUAGUGUGUUCUUCCAUGUUUAAAAUGCACUACACUUACUUAAUGUACUCUUUGUGAAAAUGGUUAUUAUUUAAAUAAUGAAAUGUGUGAAAGAUGUAUGGAAAAUUGUUUAACAUGUUCAUCUUCUAAUAAUUGCUUAAUUUGCCAAGACUCAUAUUAAUUGGUUGAUCUUAAAUGCAUUAAAUGUCCAAAUAAUUGUAUCACUUGUAAUGAGGGUUAAUGCUUAUAAUGUGAAUAAGAAUACAUUCUUUAAAAUGAUGGUUACUGCCAUAAAGUUUCAGUUAUAUGUAAUAUCAAUUAAUGCUAAAAAUGCUUAGAUGUUAAUUUGUGUCUAAGCUGCUCAAAGGGUUAUACUCUCAACACUAAAAAUGAUGAGUGUAAAAUAGAAAAUCAAAUAUUGGAUUCAGAGUCAACUGAUAAAGAUGACAGUGGAACAAUUUUUAUUAUUAUUUCAGCUAUAUUUUCAUUAAUCUCAUUUACACUAAUUUAUUUGAUCAUAAAAUGCCGAAAAAUCUAGAUAAAAAUUAAACUUAUAGAAAGAACUUAGCCCAAAUUUCCUGAACUUCCAGUUACUAUAUCAGAAUUUCCUGCAGAUGAGUAAAACUGA